AAUCCAAUGUGAAGUAGAAGUUUUGGAAUUUAUUUGUUUUAUUGGACUUUUGACGUAUUUAAAAAAAAAAAAGAUGAGUACUGUAGAUGGAACCUAUAUACCUAGCCCCACCCCCAAACCCCAUCCCCGUAUCACUGCUGAGGCUGCAGGCUAUGCUGAUAGAAACAGGGGAAACAUGGAGAAAUGGUUCGAUUACACCGGAGAAGAUUCCUAUGAGUCGCCGCGGCCUGCCGGUCGGGCUGUGACGGAGGAGGGAAAAAGAAACGCGGAUUUAAAUAAAGGAUCGAUGUCUAAUAUAAUGGGUGGUUAUGCGGACCCCCCAAUGCAAAGAGUUGUUCAUCCACGUGCCGUAAAAGGAGAUGCAGCGGAAAUAGCAAAUCAGAGUAAAGGCGGAGCUAUGAAGGAUUUAAUGGAUAAUUACGGACAUUUAUCUCUUGACGAAAAACCCACUCAUAAAGUGCACGGCCAGGACGCAGAAGAGUAUGCCGAAAGGAAUCACGGUACCAUGGAUAAAAUAAUGAACAAUUACGGACAGUUAAGUCCGGAACAACCUCCACCACAGAAAGUUAGUUACGGAGGUGAGGAAGUUGCGGAGAAAUAUCGGGGUGCGGGGAUGGGACCAUUGUUACGUAUGGAGGGUGAGGCAACACAGGCCGAGCCAAAGAUAGGAAGAUUACAUCAGACCUCACAAGGACCUGGUUGGGAUGAGGAUCCUCCAGCUGUGAGGACGAGGCCGGAGGCUGAGGGUAUAGCCGAUAAACAACAUUCUGAAUUUGUGGGUAACUUGAUGAGAGGUGAUGUAGACCCACCAACUGUGAGAGACACCAAAGUUCAAGCUCACAUGCAGGAGUCGGCUACACCUCGACCUCAGACGAGUCCAUUGCGUACACGGCCAGAGGCGAGACAUAAUUACAACAAGAACCAGUCUUCUGAGAUGUCUGCCAUCAUGCAUGGGGAAGUUACUACUGCUACACCAAAUAAGAAAAGUAAUAGAAUGAUGAUGAAAUCAGAGGGAUGGUAGCCAAUCAGAGACUUUAGUUUUGGUCAUUUGAUCUCUUGAUCAGCCAAUCGGUUUUGGUCAUGUGAUCUCUUGAUCAGCCAAUCGGUAAUGGUCAUGUGAUCUCUUGAUAAGCCAAUCGGUUUUGGUCAUGUGAUCUCUUGAUCAGCCAAUCGGUUUUGGUCAUGUGAUCUCUUGAUCAGCCAAGCGGUUUUGGUCAUGUGAUCUCUUGAUCAGCCAAUCAAUAUUGAUCAUGUGACAAUUCUAUGACCUAAUAAAUAGUUAUUUAUCAAAGAUUUGAAGAAGAAAUAAAUAUUAGAUAAAUUCCAGAAUUAUUUUGAAAAUUGAUUUAAUAAUUAAAACAUUUUUUUCCCAUAUUUUUAUACCUGAGGGCAAAUUAGUGAAAUAGAAAUAAGUAAGAUUCCUAAGAAAUUGCUCAAAUUAUGAGCUACUUUUGAAUGUUGUGUGAAAUGUCAGAUAUUGUCUUGUUUGAAAUUUUGAAAAUUUCCAAACUUUUUUUUUUGGAUUUACUUGAUAACUGUUGUUAAAGAAUUUUUAAGUAUGUUAGCUUUUGUCCUGAAAACGUUCGGUGUAAUGCUUUUUGGCAGCAUGUUCUAUGUUUUAUUUUCCAACAACUUGCAUAAUUUGAUUUAUUUUUUAUCUCCACAUUUUCAACAGUCAUUCACAAAUUGUUUCAAAUAGAUCGCAUACAAAUUAAAGUUAUACGCAACUGUCAUGCCAGCAUUUGUGCUUUGAAGUACUUUGGUCUCAUUCUAAAUAUGACAUAAUAUUAUGGACACAUGUCACUCAAACAUUUAUAUAUUGCACACAAAUAAUCUAAAUUUCGUAUUCAUCACUUCGAUAUGGCAGGUUACGUCUUCCAAAAAAAAUAAUUUUUUUUAGUCAGACAUUUGAAAAAUUAAAGAAUUAUAAUAUAGAUGACAUUUAAGUUGGUUAGGAUAAUCUCCCUUUUUUUAAGUAAAGUUUGUUAGAUUGAUCUCCCUUUGUUAAGUGAUAAAUAGAAAGAAGUUAUUUUUUGAAAAGUUGUAUUUGAAUUGUGAUACUUUUGGGUCCAGAUGUGAAUGUUAGAUUCGUGCCUAGAAUUAAUUAGGAAAAAAAACAAGAAAAGUACAUGGGAAUUUUGAUAACUCUUGCUAAAAUAUAUGUCUAAAACUAGCUUGGAAUUUAUAUUAAGUGAAUUAAAUUAUAUGCCUAAAGUAAGGUAGGGAUUUUUAUAACCCAAACCAAAAUACAUGCCUAUACUUAGAUAGAAUUAUAAUAACCAAAACCAAAAUAAAUGCCUAAAAUGAUCUGACAUCUUAGUAACUAAUUUCCAUGGUUUUGAAAGUACACUAAUAAAUAUAUUAGUUACUCAUUUCAAUGGUACAAUUUAAAACAUGUGUAGAAUUGUAUUUUGACACUUUGGAUAGCCUUACAAGUAUAUAAAUGGCAUUUACACUAGAAAUUGACCGAUUUUAUAGACAUCAUUGUAUAUGUAUAUAUCUGAUUGCGUAUUCUUCUUUCUACCAUUUGUGAUUGUGACAAUAUUCAGCUUGCAUCAUGUGUAAAGUGUAAAGCCAGGGAUGAUUAUUAUAAUGAUGUGUUCAUUCCUUUUGUGUUGUGAAAACUUAUUGUGUUAUUUUUGUAUAUAUAUUUUACACGUUUACGUCUCGCUUUUUGUGUAUACAUAACUUUUUCAAUGUUUUUGUUGACGUAUUUCCAUUGUGUUUUGAUCGUAUACAUAACUUUUCGAAUGUUUUUGUUGACGUAUUUCCAUUGUGUUUUGAUCUGAUUUGUAUCGAGUUGAUUUAAGUCAGUGCAAGAAUCUGGCUACAAUAAUUAGACUGAAAAAAAAAAAAAAAUUAAAAAGAAAAGUCAGUUUCAUAUAUUAUUUGUAUAUUAAAUAACUAUGUUUGUGAUCUUUUUUCUAAGUGUUCUUUAAAAUAAGUUAUUUUUAGAAACAGUUGUUUGGUUAUUUUUUUCUUUGUUUGGUUAUUUUUUCUUUUCGUUUUUUUUUAUCAGUUUGAAGCUUUACUUAUUUUAUUGAAAGUUUUAUCUUAAGGUUAGUGACUGCCAAAAGGUUCACGUUUGUUCGUUCAGAAAAGUUGUACAGUUAUGAGUUAAAUAUUUUGUUUUAGAUUGACGAUUUGAGAUUUUUUUUACAUAUUAUUUUAAAACUGGUUGUUCUUCAUCAUCCAAUUAUCAUGCCAGUGUGUCGGAUAUCAACUUCAUUCUUAACGAAAAAGCUCAAUGUUUUUAGGAUAUAGCCUCGGCCCCCGUGGUUAAGGUGUCUGCCUCUCAAUUCAUGCCUGCCCCUUUGGAUCAUUGGUUUGAGCCGUCUAGGAUGAUCAUGUUUUCUCAUUUGACAGUACUUAUAAGAUCCAGGAUAAAGUUUUGAGAGUGGUUCAGAUAAGUUAUAAAGGUUGUCUUCAAUCAGUCAUAAAUAAGUCAUCUUUCAGAUAUAGCUCAACAUUUUUUGGACUAGAUUAGUAUAAUACAUACUGUACAGUAACAACAACUUUAUAAUGAGUGAUUGGACCAAAUAAGUUAAUACAAAAAUUGACUUGCAUACAUAUUUAGUAUCAUUCAGUGAAUUAUUUAGAAGCAUUCAGUGAAUUACGUAAUUCAAAAUUUAUAGGUCACCUUUUGGCCCUGAGACAUUAAGCAUUGAAUAUAUAGUUACUAUGAGUUAACUUAAACUGGGCUUAGAAUCACUAUAGUUAUCAAUACCUAUGUAAAUUUUUAGUAUAUUUCGUCACCUUAGUGCAAUAACUGAUUAAUUCAGGACUAUUUAAUUUAGGACUUAUUUCGUUAUUGCAAUAAGGUGACAAUUUCUUUAUUCUCUUUUUCACUUUUUUCUGUAGCAAGUUUACCAAUUGAUAUAUGUAAGAUUUUAAAUUUUUAUGUUAUUAGGCUUUUGGACCUCAGUGGAUCUGAUCUUAAAAAAUUGCUAUCUUAAUAGUUUUUUUCCUGAAUUUGUGCUCUUUUUAUGUUGAAAAUGUACAACAUAUGUAGCUACCAUAAAUAUUGUUAAGGCUUUGGAAGUUUUCAAUUUUAUUCCAUAUCAUUUUUAUACAUCUAUUUUCUUAAUUUUUUUUUAAUGUUUAACCUUCACCUUGACUACACCAUAUCAUUUUUUGAUGACAUUUUAUGCAUUAAGUACAGCAGCUUCUGCCUAUGAACAUGUAGAAAUAAAUAACUUGCUAUUACUAUUUAGCAGAUGCAAUUUGUCUUGAAUAGUUCUAUCAUUUGAAAUGAAAUAGAUGUACCAUUUACAAAUAGAGAAAAGACUAAUGACAGAGGUCAAGGUUACUUGGAAAUGUCAAGGUCAUUUUAAAUAAUUAUUGAAGUUCAAGGUCAUUUAGGUUUCUAACUUCUUAAUAACUAUUUUCGUAGAGUUGUGAUAGAUUAGGUCCAUCAUAUUACUCUUAUUGUUAUAUUGACCUUUGUUUUUUGACCUUGACCUUUAGUUUGACCUUUUACACUGGUGCUGCACAUUGUAAGCUUACCUUAGCACUGCUUAUGAGUAAAUAUUUUGAUAUCUGGUGGUACAGAUCGUUGACUUUAAAACACUUGCCCCUCACCGCUGUGGGUUUGAAUCUCAACAGGGACUUUGGAUUGCUAAAGUGAGGAAGACUUUUUCAAAUUUUAACAAAUAAUUAAAACUCCAUCCAAAAAUCUGAAGGAAGGAAGGAAAUAAGAAUGAUUUUGAUUUGUCAUUGUAAAAUAACAAGCUGUCAUAUAUUUUCAAUUACAUUGUAUAAAACAAGUAUGCAGUAGUCUAUAGGGCAAUGAAGGGUCUCUAUGACCAUUCUUGUUGUUAUAAUAGAACUAGAUAGGUUAAUAAAUUAUUGAUAAUAA
Messenger RNA from Ruditapes philippinarum (Manila clam), 4858 nucleotides. RefSeq lists its product as uncharacterized. Lineage: Eukaryota; Metazoa; Mollusca; Bivalvia; Venerida; Veneridae. Bases 74 to 1021 code for a protein of 315 amino acids. The record is from RefSeq and is a predicted model, not a curated record. The transcript has 3 exons.